Messenger RNA from Metarhizium acridum CQMa 102, 921 nucleotides. Lineage: Eukaryota; Fungi; Ascomycota; Sordariomycetes; Hypocreales; Clavicipitaceae. The record is from RefSeq and is a predicted model, not a curated record.
AUGGCGCCAUCACUUGCCUCACAGCCUCCGGAAUUGUCCUUUUAUGAGCUGAGCUUCCCGGCGGAGCACGUGCUGCUGGUGACCAUCAACCGCGAGUCACACAUGAAUGCCAUCCCCAUGGCCGGCCACUGGCAGGGCGAGCGGCUGUGGCAGUGGUUUGACGAUGAACCCCAGCUCCGGGUCGCCAUUGUCACCGGCAAGGGCAAAAAGGCCUUUUGCUGCGGCGCCGACCUCAAAGAGCAGGCCCAAAAGAAGAACUCUCUCGAGAAGCCCGACGCGCCGUCCUUUCCCACCGGCGGCUUCAUGGGGCUCACCAGACGCGUGGGAAAGAAGCCAGUCAUUGCCGCGGUCAACGGCUUCGCAUUGGGCGGAGGUUUCGAAAUUGCGCUCAACUGGUACGUCGCGUGUCACGGUUCACGGCAGCCGGCCCUUUUUUUUUUCCCAAGUGGUUUACUGACCAUGUACAACGCCACGGUUUGCAGCGACAUGAUUGUUGCGUCCCCCUCUGCUACGUUUGGGUUGCCCGAGGCAAAGAGAGGUCUCUGGGCGGCAGCCGGAGGCAUCCCCCGCGCCGUGAGGACGUUUGGGAUGCAAAUGGCGUCCGAGAUUGUGCUUGCCGGCCGAGUCUUGUCCGCCAACGAGGCAAGGGACUUGGGUUUUUGCCGAGUUGCCGCGUCGCCGGAGGCUGUUGUAGGUGACGCCGUUGAACUGGCCAAGGACGUCGCGGCCAUGUCGCCGGAUGCCAUCAUUGUGAGCCGUGCUGGUCUGAGAGAGACCUGGGAGACGGCAAGUGUUGAAAGAGCAGCCCAGCUGGUCCAAGACAGAUACGCCAAGGGCCUCCUGGAGGGGGAAAAUCUACGUCUUGGCCUCAUGGCGUUUGUUACAAAGACGAAGCCGGAGUUUGUACCAUCAAAGUUGUAA